Trichomonas vaginalis G3 is the source of this 4404-nucleotide messenger RNA. Its product is annotated as ankyrin repeat and LEM domain-containing protein 1 family. The record is from RefSeq and is a predicted model, not a curated record. The transcript has a single exon. Bases 1 to 4404 code for a protein of 1467 amino acids. NCBI's taxonomy places the organism in Eukaryota, Parabasalia, Trichomonadida, Trichomonadidae. Gene Ontology annotation, molecular function: endonuclease activity.
AUGCCUCGUCCCAAUGAUAAAAUAGAUGAGGAUGAUUCCGAUACAACUAUUUUGUGUGUUUUUCUACGACGUAAAAAGUCAUUUCUUGACUCAUUAGAAAAGAUUCUAACUUCUACAGGAAAUGACAGAUUUAUCAUUCAAAUGUUCGAAGAUCCGAAUUCAGCUAUGUAUGUUCCAGAUAGAGUAUGCGAAUUAAUUGAAAGAUAUUUAACAAAUGAACGUGAAUUGCACAUUAACGAACUUUACCAAAGAAUCAGAACUUACGAAGCUUGCUUUGGACCUAAAAAAGCUAAGAAAAUCGAAUCUAUUGGCACUAAAAUUCUCGAACAAAUGGAAGUCAAGAACUUAAAUCCACCAGUUAACCAAGAUGAAAUCAAAAGAUUGCGUAAAAACUUAUACAUUUUAAAUUCAGAUUCGGAUACAACUGCUAUACCUACCGAUAGGCUAAACGAGUUAAAAGAGCAAAUUGAUUCUUUAAAAAUUUUCAUUAACGAUUCGAAAGCUUCAGUUCAUACAUUUCAUGAAGAUAUAAUACGAAAACUAUACCAAACUAAACAUUCUUUAUCAAUUUCGGUUGAAUCUUUUCUUCAAGAAUCCAAUGGAAAAGCUUCAAAUGCAAUUGCUGGGUAUAAAUCAAUGGAAAAGAAGUUUAAAUCAGAAAAUUCUAAACUACAAGCAAGGUAUCAAAGCGAAAUCGAUCAACACGUUCAAAAUGAAAUGAAAUACGAAAAAGAAAUUUUGAAAAUGAGACAGAAGUAUGAAAUACUUACCCAACAGAGUAACACGCAACAAAAAGAAAUAGAAACGUAUAAAAAUAAGAUAAUGCAAUUACAAAAUUCAAAUGAAAGCAAAAAUCAAAUUAUUAACGAAAAAUCUCAACUCGAGAAAGAAAUUUCGCAAUUGAAAAUUGAUAUUAAAGCAAAAGAUACUCAAAUACAAAAGAUGCUCGAAUCUCAAUCGAAUAAAAACGAAUUAGAUAAUUCAUUACAAUCUGCAUUGGCAAAAUCUCGUUUACUUAAUACAAAAAGAGCAGAACAAGUACAUAAACUAAAGGAAGCUCUUAAAAGCUUAAGCAUGGAAUACGAAAACGUUUCUCACGAAUUAUCUUUAGCAAGAGCAGAUUCCGAACUAACAGAUGUAAAACUGAACAGAGUUGCUCAAUUCGAGAAUGAAAAACAGAAGUUUUUAAACAGAAUUACAGAAUUAGAAACAGAAAAAGAUUCAUUAGAAAGAAAAGUCAAUGAAUUUACAAACGAGUCAAUUAUCUUGAAAGAAGAUAACGAAAGGAUGAGAAAGAUGAUGAAGAAUUCAAGUUUGGAAAAUCUUAAAACAGGAAAUUUGAUUAAUGUAAUUGACCAAUUGAAUUCUAAAAUAAAUGAGAAUGAAGCUAAAAUAGCAUCCCAACAAAAUGAUAUUGACAACCUUAAGACACAAAAUGAUACUCUUAAACUUAAAUAUCAAAUUCAAGAACAGAAAAAUAAAGAAAGCAAUGAAACAAUUGAUAAACUAAAGAAAGAAUUAAAUGAUGUCAAUAAUGAAAUUACUGAAAACCAAAAAUCAAUUAGUCAAUUAAAUUCAAAUUCAAGAAAAUACGAUAUUCAAGUCAAUGACUUGAAAUCUAAGCUUGUUGAAAGCGAGAAUAAGUGUAAGGAACUUGAUAAUGCUCUCAAAGAGAAAGAAUUCACAAAAACAGAAACAGAUAAAGAAUUAGAAAAACUAAAAGACGAGAACGCUCAACUCAAGACGAAGAACAAGAUACUCCAAGAUGAUAUUGAAAGUGUUAAAGAUGAUUUGAACCAAAAGAACUCAGUUUUGAAGGACUUUUUGACAGCAGAUGAAUCUCAAAAAUCCCAAAACUCGAAAUUAAUGAAUGAAUAUGUUCUUUUACAAAGAACUGCAGGAACAAUCAAUGCGCAGUUAAGAUCUGCACAAAGAGACUUGAAAUCCAAGGACCAAGAACUCGAAAUUGCCGCAAAAAAGGUUGAAAAUCUGAAAGAAAGAUUGAAAUCAAAGGAUGAUUUAACGAAACAAUUAAAAGUUAAUUUGGAUGAAACAUCAAAACGUUUGAAUUCUUUGAUUACUCAACAAACUGAGAUGCAACAAAUGGUUGAAGAAAUGAAAGAAGAAAACAAUUUAUUAAGAGACAAAAUAGGCCAAGCAAAUACAAAUUGUGCAGCUUUACAGGACCAAUUAACUCAAGAAUCGCUUGAGAAGGACAAAAUGAAGAAAAAUAUCAGAGAAAUGAAAGAAAAACAGAUGUCAGAUUAUGCCAAAUUUGAGAAGAAAAUUGAAAAUCUUCAAAACGAAAACACCCAACUUAACAGGAAGAAAUCAGAAGAUCAGAACACAAUAGAGAAACUCCAGUAUACAAUAUCAAAACUAGAAAAAGAUAACCAACAGAAAGAUGAUGAAUUACAAUUCGAAAAAGAAAAAUUCCAACGAGAAAUGAAACGAAAAGAUGAUUUGAUAGAUUUCGAACGCGAAAAAAGUGACAAAUCAUUUUCAAGAUCACAAGAAUUAUUAGAUAUUGAGAAAGCAAGAAUGACACAAGAAUCAUCAAGAUUGUUACAAGCUAAAGACAGUCAAAUCGCUGCAUUGACAAAGCGAUUAAGUGAUGAAGAGAAACACAAUCAAGAUUUGGAAGAAGUCAUCAGAGAUGGAGCAAAUAUAGUUCAGUUACAACUAACAGAAGUAAUUGACAAAAACAAUGCUUUGAAGAAAGAUAAACAGAAACUAUUAAAUGAGUUAACAAAAGCAAAUACAUUGGUUGAAGCCAUUGGAGCAAUCAUGAAUACAAAAGAAAAAGAGAAAUUACCAAUUGUCAUUGAUGAAGCGAAAAGAAAGUCAAAUCAAAAUGAUGAAGUCAAGAAACUCUUUGGAUUCACAGACAAUUCAGAUCUCGUUGAUGAUAUGAGAGAUGUUAAGAAGGCAUUAAAAGUUUUGACAGAAAGAAAUACAAAUCUUUUAAGUCUUUUCCCUAAUGCUAAUGAUACAAAUCUUGUUGACGCAGUUAAAAUCCAUAAAAAAGCUGUUGAUGAUGUUUCUAAAUUGUUCCCAAGUCCUUCUGUUGAUGACUUGGCCAAUGUUGUUUCUGAUGUUGUUUCGAAAGUAAACACUGCAACAAAAAUUUUAGGUGUCACAAAAAGUGAUGAUUUAGGAUUAACAUUGAAACAAUUAAUUAAACAAAGCAAGGAUUUGCAGAAGACAAAUGACAAGCUUCUUGAAGUUGCUGGUUGCAAGAAUAUUGAUGAAUAUAACACUGCUAUAAAGAAAUACAAAGCGAAUAAUGAAGUUUUAAGAAAGUUGUUGCCAGGAUCAAAAGAUCCAAUGGGCGAAAUGGCAUCAAUUAAAGGAAAAUAUGAUAAAAUAUCUGCUAUUCUUGGAGGUGAUGAAAAUGCAGAAGAUAAUGCAAUGAUGUUCAAUAUAAUCAAACCAAGAAUUGAUGAAAUCCAAAAGAUAUUAGGAGGACCAUCAGACAGAUUGAUCUUCAGAGCUAAAGAACUCGCAGAAGCAGAACCAUACAAGAAGAAAUUUGUGGACAUUGCAAGCAAACUUGGUGGCGAACAGAAUGUCAAGAAAGCUGUUGAUGAAUUGAUUGAAUUAAAGGAGAUGACAGAUCAAUUAACAGGAGGAAACAUCAAGGCAAUUGAUAAACUCAGAAAUUACAUUACUGAGCACAGGAAACUUGAAGAACAACAUUCACAGAUUUUAGAUAUUGUUUAUGAUCCAUAUGGUGAUAACAUUUCUAAGGCAGUUGAGAAUCUCAAAAGCGACUUGAAGAGUGCAGCAGAGUUAUUUGAAAAACUUAUGGCUGUUUUAAGUGGUUCAGAGAAACCUCUAUUCAAGUUCAAAUUCCCAUUAGAUCCUGCUGUUCGAGACAAUUUGAUUGUUCUUAUUGGACAAUUCAAAGUUGAAACAGAAGAAACUACGAGAAGAAUCAACUCAAUCUUAGGUGAAGCUCGAAAAGAUGGUUAUGUCGGAACAAACAUCAUCGAAGCAGUCGAAUUCAUUUCUCAUGCAAGAAUGGACGAAGCUCGAGAUGAAGCAACGAAAUCAUUCCAAGCCGAAGUAUCCUCAUUGCGAGAAAACUACGAAGUUAUUGUUAAGAAAUCCGAUGAUGAAACCAAACGAUAUAUCAAGAAAAUCGAAGAUAUUUCAGCUACAUUAGAUGAACAGAAGACAAAAAGUAUCGAACAUGAAAAAGAAGUCUUAUUGAAGGUUGAGAAAGCAAACAAAGCAGCACGCACUGCUACAAGUAACUUGGAUAAAGAAAAGAGAAUCAAAGAAGAACUUAUUCGAAUUAUCAGUGAUAAACCAUUCGAUAUUGAAUUCUUGAGAGCUAAUUUAUCUGCAUCUGAAUUCAAAAUCAUUCAAACCACUUCAAAAAGUGGAUUCACAAACUAA